AUGAGCCCAGGAAGCGGCACGUCGCAGCUAAGGCAGACUUUAAUGCCGUUUCUCUAUCCUAUGCUGUCGAACUCCAUACCUAAACCCACCUCCGCGGCAAUUUCAAGCAGAAAACUCCUACGAUUCUCCUCUACGGCGACCACCAGACGACUUAACAGCACUCUACAUGGGCGCAGCGAGAUUAGAUUUCCCCACCCAAAGCCAUUCGCCAGAGACAAACCCUAUGAUAACAGCCACUUAAAUCCUUGUCCGUCCGAUUAUUCCCGCUCGAUUUUCCAAGACCGCUGCACCUUAACGAUCCACGCUGGAUCGGGGGGUAACGGCUGUGUUUCGUUCCUUCGAGAAAAGUACAUUGAUGAUGGACCUGCGAACGGAGGGGAUGGUGGGAGCGGAGGAAAUAUAUUCAUACAGGCGGUAGAAGGUCAAACUAGUCUUCACAAACUCGCGAGAAAAGGAAUAAUCAAGGCUGGGCACGGUAGGAGUGGCCAAGGAAAGUCUAAAGGAGGGCAGCGGGGUAAGGAUGUGCUGUUACAGGUGCCUGUCGGAACCGUCGUCCGCGAGAUCGGGCGGCUUGAUCCCCUGGAAGAGGAAGAGCGCCGGUUGGCAGAACUUAUCCGUGAAAUGGGAAAGGAUGAGGGAAUGCGCGUUGCGUCGGAACGGCGGGAACGAUGGGUCUUUUAUCCCGGUUCGCAACCUUCUGAUUUCCUCACGGAAGACUUUCCAGUGCUGCCACCUGCUCGUCGCUCUGCGCUAGCUGCCACACAACCCAAGGCACCCAUUUACCUUGAUCUCUCAGAGCAUAUGCCGGACCCGAUAUUGCUUGCCGCAGGGGGGGUUGGCGGUCUAGGAAAUCCGACCUUUGCGUCCAACACGAACCCAAAGCCCCGGUUUGCAACCAGAGGUGAAAAGGGACUAAAACUAGAGCUUGAAUUCGAGCUUAAAUUACUGGCUGACGUUGGUCUUGUUGGGUUACCAAAUGCUGGGAAGAGUACGCUUCUUCGUUCAAUUACAAACAGUCGAACUCGAAUUGGGAAUUGGGCAUUCACCACCCUCUCCCCGAAGAUCGGCACCGUUGUGAUCGAUAAUCACUCGGGACGUCCUCUUGUCGAGCCUAAACCGGGCCAUCCUCGGCGGACCAAUUUCACCAUUGCGGAUAUCCCAGGGUUGAUAGAGGGAGCACAUCUAGACAAAGGCCUCGGUCUUGGCUUCCUCCGUCACGUCGAGCGAGCAGGUGUUCUGGCAUUCGUCAUCGACCUUAGCGCAGGUGACGCUGUCCAGGCGCUAAAGGGGCUUUGGCGGGAACUGUAUGAGUAUAACCGACUUCGAGAGCGGGAUCUAAAUCUUCAAACAGAGGAGCGGCUAGUCUCAUGGAUCCCGCUGGAUGAUCCCUCAUCAGAGCAAUUUGCCGACGAAUUCGGCGGCGCACAGCAGCUCACGCCACCCACCUUGACUCCAUCCCAGCGUGAUGUCUCCGCCAAGAGUCUUCCGCCUAUGUAUACGAAGCCGUGGUUUGUCAUCGGGACCAAGGCGGAUCUUCCAGAAACGCAAGAGAACUAUAUAGAUUUGCGUUCCUAUCUGGAAGAGGUCGAAAACGGCAUGGUGGAGCAUCCGUCCGGUCAACAAAAUGCGUGGCGAGGCAAGUUGUAUUCCAUUCCUGUUAGUGCUAUCAAUGCGCAAGGAGUCAAAUCCAUACCGGAGAGAGUGGUACGAUUAUUAGAGGACUAUUGA
This is a messenger RNA of Blastomyces dermatitidis ER-3, 1728 nucleotides long. RefSeq names its product GTP-binding protein. Gene Ontology annotation, molecular function: GTPase activity; GTP binding. Bases 1 to 1728 code for a protein of 575 amino acids. Lineage: Eukaryota; Fungi; Ascomycota; Eurotiomycetes; Onygenales; Ajellomycetaceae. Gene Ontology annotation, cellular component: mitochondrion. The record is from RefSeq and is a predicted model, not a curated record. The transcript has a single exon.